AUGACUUCUAUCGGUACCGGCUACGAUCUCUCUGCGAGCACAUACUCUCCGGACGGCCGCAUCUUUCAGGUCGAGUAUGCUAGUAAGGCGGUCGAGAACUCUGGUACUGCGAUUGGUUUGCGCGUAAAGGAUGGCGUCGUCUUCGCCGUCGAGAAGCUUGUGCAAUCCAAACUCUUGAUUCCUGGUGCGAACCGAAGGAUACAGACCAUCGACAGGCAUCUGGGUUUCGCGACUGCUGGUCUCGUGGCCGAUGGUCGGCAAUUGGCUAAUCGAGCGAAGGAGGAGGGCAAGACAUUAAGGUCGCAAUACCACCAUCCCCCAAACGUGAAGGAGGUUGCAGAUCGCCUCGGGCUCUUCGUUCAGGCGUAUACGCUGUACGGCUCUGUGCGUCCCUUCGGAACUAGCGCAAUCAUCGGUGGCGUGGACAAGAAGGGACCGCAACUAUUCGUCGUUGAGCCCAGUGGUGUUGCAUUGGGUUACCACGGCGCAGCAGUCGGCAAAGGCCGUCAAUUGGCGAAGAGCGAGCUAGAGAAGCUCAAGCUUGCUGAGUUGUCAACGCGAGAAGCCGUAUUCGAGGCGGCCCGCAUCAUCUACUUGGUUCACGACGACGCGAAGGAGAAGGAGUUCGAGCUCGAGAUGACCUGGGUAGGCGACGAGUCGAAGGGCUUGCACGAGCCUGUGCCGAAAGAUCUCUUCGACGAAGCGGAGAAGAAGGCGAAGGACGCUCUGGAGAGCUUUGAGUAA
Molecule: messenger RNA, 744 nt
Organism: Peniophora sp. CBMAI 1063
Lineage: Eukaryota; Fungi; Basidiomycota; Agaricomycetes; Russulales; Peniophoraceae
Source: the annotation of a GenBank genome assembly